GACAUGGGUGUACGACCUCGACACCACCCUUCCGUUUCCGUGUGACAUCGAAACCUACAUCCGGGAGGCUUUGAUUCCUGCGGAUGCACCCCAGUACCAUCGGUAUUCAAAGGAAUCUUUCGUCGAAGAGUUCAACACGGUCGAUGCGGAAAUAAUAUUAUACGACUCAUCAAACAACGAGUUGACCUCCUUUUCAAAUGCCGAUUUCCCAUUUUCAUUUUAUUCAAAUUCGGAUCUCAAUUAUUACAAAAGUGAUACGAUAAUCGAAGGGAAAUUAGAAAUCGCCCAGUUCGAACAACAGGAUGCCACAAGUGUUUCCGGAAAGAUCGAUGACGCCGGAUCAUCGCCGUGCACACUUAAACCCAUUUCCGUUGGUAUGGCCUUAUUGAUCAUUCCGUUCGAUAAAGCUCAGGAAUUGGGUUGCGAUUCAAUUGAUGAAUUGAUUUCGAGGAACACUUGGAUAACGCAAGAUAUGACACCAUCGAUCAACAAUCAAACCGGUCUGCUAGAUGGAACGACGAUUCUGCCAAACGGGACCUAUUCGAUACCGGUUAAUAACACUGCUGACGUUAAAAAACGAAUGGCAUCAUCAACUCCUUCACCGCUGAUAGCAUGCGACUGUGCGCAUCCACUGGAUUGUAAGGAUCAGUGUGGUGAACUUGUACGGAAAACUUUUGAAUCGAGGAAUUCUGGAAUCGUUCAACAACUAAUGAGACGUGAUGAUCCCAUUCCGUCAUCGGGUAUUCCUCAAGUAGUUGUUUUUACGUCAACGAAUGGCGGAGAUCCUGGAAUAAAAGAGCCAUUAGAUAAUCAGGGAAAAAUACAGAAUGCAAAAGUGGGGCUGACGUUGCUUCGAAAAGAUGAUGUGGCCAAACUGAUGAAUCUCUCGAAUGUAACGAGUAAAGUUUCUGUCACAUCAGGAAACGUGAGUGGAGCGUGGCUCUCUGCGACAAAAUAUUCAGUGAUCACGGGAGUCGUUUUCCUUUUACUCUGCACAUUUUAUGUUGGCUUACAAUACUCAUGGUACGAAUUUCUAUCGCUCGUUCACCAAUUUCUCUCUCGCACUCAUCACACCUGCAUCCUCUCCAUUAUUUUGCUGCGUAGGAUAAAAGCAUCGAUAGAGGUCACCAAAUUUGAUGUGAAUCUUUCACCAAUUGUUAGGCUGGCUGCUGAAUUACAGAGAUAUAUUUUGGUAUUCGGUAUCUGCUUGAUCGUGGUAGCAUUCUUCUUUAACUUAAUGGCCAAAACUACUCAAAGUAGUCAUUUCUCGACUGUUCUUUCGAUCGUCAACAAGUCGCUGUUCAUUGCUCUAGUGGAUCUGGGCUAUCUGACAUUUGGAAUGUUCAUGAUUUAUGAUCUGGCGACCAAUCGUGAGAUCAAUCAAAAGAUCGGCGAAACUUUGACGUUUAAGUUUUCCAGCAAGGCUGAUAAGAAGAGGGCUCUGCAGUUGACAGAUGACUUGUCCAAGUCAAUAUCGAUGAUUUCAAUAUUACUCCUAUUGCGAUCACACCAUUUCGCUUCGUUCCUGUCAAACCCCGUGUCAUUAUCGACAAAUCGUCCACUGAACCGUUCGCUACACCCGACGCCUGAACAAAUAGAAGAGGAUGAGCGCAGAAAUUCCGCCGCCUACACCACACGAAUGGCUGUGGUAAAACCAGAGCCUACCUAUCGAAUGAAUCCGAACCGGUUGUCCGUAGGAUAUUACAACAAUAACUUGAUCAGAGGAGGUUUACGAGGCAAUGGAUACCUGGGCGGUGUAAGAGAGAAAGGAGGAAAGAGAGGGGGCGCAACGAUGGAUAACCUGGGUGCGAAUAGUGGGAAAUUAGGUGACGACGAUAAGAAUGAUAGGAAUUCUAAGGGAGAUGGAAUAGGCGGUAGCGUCGGCGAAAUAUCAGAGAAUCCUUCCUCACUGAAAGACUAUAUUAAAUUAAGUGAAUCAAAAUCCACCAAUUGUGGCAAAAGUGAAAUCAGCAAAUUUGACAUAAUUGAUUUAUAA
Messenger RNA from Acaulospora colombiana, 1996 nucleotides. Lineage: Eukaryota; Fungi; Glomeromycota; Glomeromycetes; Diversisporales; Acaulosporaceae. The record is from the annotation of a GenBank genome assembly.